AUGUUGGCUGUCCAGAAUAUGAAAUUUGGCAUCUUCCUUUUGUGGUGGGGAUGGAUUCUGGCCGCUGAGAGCACAGUGCACUGGCCAGGAAGAGAAAUUCAUGAGCCAUCCAGGAAAGGCAGCAGACCUCAGAGACAGAGACGAGGAGCACACGACGAUGCCAACAAGCAAGGCAGCCCAAUUCUGAAACGAAGCUCCGACAUAACCAAGUCACCUCUCACCAAGUCAGAGCAGCUGCUCAGGAUAGAUGACCAUGAUUUCAGCAUGAGGCCUGGCUUCGGAGGCCCGGCCAUUCCUGUGGGUGUGGAUGUACAAGUGGAGAGUUUGGACAGCAUCUCAGAGGUUGACAUGGACUUCACCAUGACCCUCUAUCUGCGGCACUAUUGGAAGGAUGAGAGACUGUCUUUUCCGAGCACUAACAAUCUCAGUAUGACAUUUGAUGGCCGGCUUGUGAAGAAGAUCUGGGUUCCCGACAUGUUCUUUGUGCACUCCAAACGUUCCUUCAUCCAUGACACCACCACAGACAACGUCAUGCUUCGGGUACAGCCAGAUGGGAAAGUGCUGUACAGCCUCAGAGUUACAGUGACAGCGAUGUGUAACAUGGACUUCAGCAGGUUUCCGCUGGACACGCAGACCUGCUCCCUGGAAAUUGAAAGCUAUGCCUACACAGAAGAUGACCUCAUGCUAUACUGGAAAAAAGGCAACGAUUCCUUAAAGACAGAUGAGAGGAUCUCCCUCUCUCAGUUCCUCAUUCAGGAGUUCCACACCACCACAAAGCUAGCCUUCUACAGCAGUACAGGCUGGUACAACCGUCUGUACAUUAAUUUCACUUUGCGUCGUCACAUCUUCUUCUUCUUGCUCCAAACCUAUUUCCCUGCCACCCUCAUGGUCAUGCUGUCCUGGGUGUCCUUCUGGAUUGACCGCAGAGCUGUGCCUGCCCGUGUCCCCUUAGGCAUCACCACGGUGCUGACCAUGUCCACCAUCAUCACGGGUGUGAACGCCUCCAUGCCCCGAGUGUCCUACAUCAAAGCCGUGGACAUCUACCUCUGGGUCAGCUUCGUGUUCGUGUUCCUCUCAGUGCUGGAGUACGCAGCCGUCAACUACCUGACCACAGUGCAGGAGCGGAAGGAACGGAAGCUCCGGGAGAAGAUCUCCUGCACCUGCGGACUGCCCCAGCCCCGAGCAGUGAUGCUGGAUGGCAGCUACAGUGAUGGGGAGGUGAAUGACCUGGGUGGCUACAUGCCUGAGAAUGGAGAGAAACCUGACAGGAUGAUGGUGCAGCUGACCCUGGCCUCUGAGAGGAAAAGCCAGAGAGGCAGCUAUGUGAGCAUGAGGAUCAACACCCAUGCCAUUGAUAAAUACUCCAGGAUCAUUUUCCCAGCCGCUUACAUCUUAUUCAAUCUGAUAUACUGGUCAAUUUUCUCUUAGAAUUCUGUAAAUCUCACCUUCUUCAUGGUUUGUAUGCGUCACAGAAACUGUUGUAUAAUGACAAAGUAUGGUUGAAAACCACCCCGGUGCCCACCUGGGUUUUCACUGUCGCUUCUUUAGCUUUCCAAAGCUGCACUAACAAGACACCUUUUUUUGCAUGUAUUAAGCAUCAGUUGUAUACACAGCAUUAUACAAGGUGUUGCAGGAAUUUGUCAGGAUAGCAACUGUUAUUAGCUGUUCCCAGAUCCCAGGAAGAGCACAGAGACCACAUAUGGAUAUGCUGCAAUUCAGUGUUGGGGUUCUGGAUGCUGUUCACACGGAGGGCUUCCUUCAUGGGUGGCACUGUGUGCUUUAGACUAGGUAGAACUGGGAGUACAUGAAUAAAACUCAUUUGCAUGGAGCUCACAUUCACAUAAACCCAUUCUGAUGAAAGGGUCCAUUCCUGCACCUGCUCUGUGUCCACCAUAAUUAAUGAAAUGCCCAUAGGAUCUUUUUAACAAGCUGUAUGUAUCUCCCCUUACAAGAAAUGUUCUUUAGAUUGCUGACUUUCCUCUGGUAGGUGAGUAAGCUAGAGAACCACGUUCCUUUCCCUGCUUUCUAGUCACUGUUUUGUACCUCUCUACCAGGAAGCAGGGCUUUCUUCAAAAAUGAAGUCUUUUCUCAGUAGCAUGAUAUUAUCACAGAAGAGCUCGAAGAAGUAUUAAUUUCUUCCAAAUAAUCAGCAUUUCUAGGAAACUUGGGGCUGCUUAUAGCUCAUGAAAAUGAGAAACACACAAUUUCUUAAGAUAAAAUAACAUAAAAGCCAGGUGAUGGAGAUGCACGCCUUUAAUCCCAGCAGAGGCAGGCAGUUCUCUGUGAGUUCAAGGCCAGCCUGGUCUAUGGAGCAAGUUCCAGGGCAGCUUCCAAAGCUACAGAGAACUGCUGUCUCAAAAAAGAGGAAGAAAAUAACAUGAGAAAGCAAAACAGACAGGUAUCUGCAUUUCACUCAGUGAGAGCCAGCACUGUCUAGGAACUAGACAGCAGUUGUCAUCUAGACUGAGUAUACAAUAGACCAGAUAAGGUAGCCCAGUAGCAACUGAUGUCAUGGGCUGUAAUUUGACGUAUUAUUUUAAAAUGGUGUUUAAAAAAAUAAGUCUUCAUGUUGUCUAUCUAGAAGGCAUAUAACAACUGCAACCAAAGUUGCCCAAACAGCAUUUAACAGCAUGGCCUUUCCUCUGGGCCACAUCUUUCACUCACAGAGGCAGGGGCAUCUAGUCACAUCUCAGCAGCCACUAAGCUGACUUACCAAAGACACGGCCCUUUAACUGUGGUUGUGUUCAGAGGUUAGUGAGACAGAAAUGAUCAUUUAACAUUGUGGAACAUACUAAUAAAUAUGGAGGUUGCCUAAGAGACCCUUGCAGCCAGCACCACCCAGCCUCUGUGUUAGGAAACUUCUCUUCAUAUAUGUCCUUAUAUCUCCCAUCAUUUCAAAGUUAACUUGACGAAUCAACACCAAAUAAUGUAUGCAUGGCUAUACCUUAUUCUGAUUUUUAAGAAGAACUGCUUGCAAAGUCCUACUUAGAAGAUAAUCUUUCAUUUCCCCCAAUGAAAGGUCACCAAAAGCUUUGUUCAAACUGAAGUAGUAAACUUAGAAGGACAUAAAUUAUACUCUUAAUUAUCAUUGAUAUCCUAUCAAAAUGAGUGCUUUGUCAAGCAUGGUUUGUACAUGCCUGUGAUCUCAACACUUGGAAAGUAGAAGUGGGAGUACCGAGAGUUCAAAACUGGCCUUAGCUUUAUAGCAUUUUGGAGGCCAGCCUGGACUAUGUGAGGUUUAAAAAGAUUGAUUUUUUUCAUUUUUAUUUUAUGAAACAACUACUGUUAAAGUCAACAUCUUUGCCACUGUCUUCUCCCUCAGCACUAGGUCCACUGAGCUGUCUAGGCUUCCAGAUCUAAACUAAAGCUUACCUACUAUUUGGAAUACCACAGCAUUUGAGACAGUGUGUAGAAUGCUCUAGUAGAAUGCUUAUCUGCUAUAUCAAAAGACUGCAGACCAAAUGGCUUGAUGAGCAGAGAUUUCUUCUCUCACAGUUCUAGAGACUAGUAUCCAAGGUUAAGGUGCUGGCAGACAUGAUUUCCCCAGAGGCCUCUCUCUCCUCCUGACUUUCCAAUGGCCACCAUCGUGCUGCAUCCUUGCCUUCUUUCCUUUGUACCCACCUAUGUCCAGAUCCCUUUCUCCCUAGUUAUAUUUGGUCAGGCACACAUCAAUGGCCUCAUUUAACCUGAGUUACUUCUUUAGAAGCCUUGUCUCCAAACCAUUUGUUCUGUAGCAAUCUCCAAGUUGGAAUACUUUAUCUUGGAGGGAAGCUCCUUAGGACAUGCUAAAAGAAGGUAAUGCCCUCCAUCCCAUAGGGAAGAAGCCCAUUCAAGUUAAGCUCUGGAAGCAAACAACUCAAAAGUUUCAGAAAGUCCCUGAAACUAAAGAUAAAACUAUCGCCCUCCAACAAGUAUAUAUAAGCAAUAAGAGCCACCAAGAGUCACUUUCAGAUGAUCUAAGCUGUCCGGGAGAGGCAAAAACCAGCUAAGCUACCUGGAAGGGACACUUUCCAACCCGUCCAGCUGCCUGCAAGUCCUGCAGUGAGCUCCAGAUUUUUGGCUAUUGUGAGCUUUCAUCCAUGAUCGGGUGGGCUUUGGUGAUGCAGCUGUCUUUGAAUCAUUUCUGUACCUCUAAGUAACCCCAAUAAAUCUCAU
Molecule: messenger RNA, 4155 nt
Organism: Cricetulus griseus (Chinese hamster)
Lineage: Eukaryota; Metazoa; Chordata; Mammalia; Rodentia; Cricetidae
Source: RefSeq, a predicted model, not a curated record